Molecule: messenger RNA, 10983 nt
Organism: Pogoniulus pusillus (Red-fronted tinkerbird)
Lineage: Eukaryota; Metazoa; Chordata; Aves; Piciformes; Lybiidae
Gene: STIM2
Product: stromal interaction molecule 2
Exons: 12
Coding region: 59-2344 (761 amino acids)
Biological process (GO): activation of store-operated calcium channel activity; store-operated calcium entry; intracellular calcium ion homeostasis
Cellular component (GO): plasma membrane; endoplasmic reticulum
Molecular function (GO): protein binding; calcium ion binding; calcium channel regulator activity
Source: RefSeq, a predicted model, not a curated record
CAACGGCGGCGGCCGGAAGCGGCGGGAGGCGGCGUGUGGCCGGCGCCGGGGCGGGUCGAUGUUGCCGGAGCUCCAGCCCCUUCCUUCCUUCUCGGCCUCACUUCGUUCCUCUGCAACAGCCGCACCGAUGAGCGGGAUCCGAGCGUCUAGCGGGUGGCCCGGGGCGGCCCCGGUGCCCACCUGUCUGCUGUUGCUGGGGCUGCUGCUGCCCGCCGCUGCCGGCGGGGGAUGCGAGUUAGAGCCUGCGGACGGCGGCGGAGCCCGACGAGGACCACGGGGAGGCGUCGCCGCCUCUGCGGGGGACCCGGCGGCGGCUGCGGCAGAUCCCUGCAGCUCCCUCAGCCCACCGUGCUUCACUGAGGAGGACCGGUUCAGUCUGGAAGCUCUCCGCAUGAUCCACAAGCAAAUGGAUGAUGACAAAGAUGGUGGAAUUGAAGUAGAUGAAAGUGAUGAGUUUCUGAGGGAAGAUAUGCAGUACAAGGAUGCCUCUAACAAGCACAGUCAUCUGCACAGAGAAGACAAACACAUCACCAUUGAGGAUCUCUGGAGACGCUGGAAAACGUCUGAAGUUCAUAACUGGACUCAAGAGGACACUCUUCAGUGGCUGUCAGAGUUCGUUGAACUGCCCCAAUAUGAGAAGAACUUUAGAGACAGCAAUGUCAAUGGAACAACACUUCCCAGGAUAGCAGUCAAUGAACAUGCUUUCAUGAUCUCUCACCUGAAAAUAAUCGACCGGAGCCACAGGCAGAAGCUUCAGCUGAAAGCCUUGGAUGUUGUGCUGUUUGGGCCCCUCACACGUCCCCCUCACAACUGGAUGAAAGAUUUUAUAUUGACAGUGUCUAUAGUGAUUGGCUUUGGAGGCUGCUGGUUUGCGUACACACAGAACAGAACCUCCAAAGAACACAUCACCAAAAUGAUGAAGGACUUAGAAAGCCUCCAAACAGCAGAGCAAAGUCUCCUUGAUUUGCAGGAAAGGCUUGAGAAGGCACAAGAGGAGAAUAGAAACGUUGCUGUGGAGAAGCAAAAUCUGGAGCGCAAGAUGAUGGAUGAGAUCAAUGAUGCAAAACGGGAAGCUCAUCGCCUGAGGGAGCUGAGGGAGGGAGCUGAGUGUGAGCUCAGCAGGCUCAAGUAUGCGGAGGAAGAGCUGGUGCAGGUCCGCAUGGCUCUAAAGAAGGCUGAGAAGGAGUUUGAGCUAAGAAGCAAUUGGUCUGUUCCUGAAGCUCUGCAGAAGUGGCUUCAGCUGACACAUGAAGUUGAAGUCCAAUAUUACAACAUCAAAAGACAGCAUGCAGAAAUGCAGUUAGCCAUCGCCAAAGAUGAGGCAGAAAAGAUCAAAAAGAAGAGAAGCACUGUUUUUGGAACACUACAUGUUGCACACAGCUCCUCCCUGGAUGAAGUGGACCAUAAAAUCCUUGAAGCAAAGAAAGCCCUCUCUGAGCUGACAACAUGUUUGCGAGAGCGCCUGUAUCGCUGGCAGCAGAUUGAGAAGAUCUGUGGCUUUCAGAUAGCCCACAAUUCUGGGCUACCAAGCUUGACCUCCUCACUCUACUCAGACCACAGCUGGGUAGUUAUGCCUCGAGUCUCCAUUCCUCCUUACCCCAUUGCAGGGGGAGUCGAUGACCUAGAUGAAGAUACUCCUCCAAUAGUUUCACAGUUUCAUGGGUCCAUUGUCAAAGCUCCCAGCACUCUGGCCAGAAGCAGUAGCUUGUGCCGCUCCAGACGCAAUGUGGUGCCAUCAUCUCCUCAGUCUCAGCAUGCUUUGCACUCCCCUGACCCUGACAUCCUCUCGGUGUCAAGCUGCCCAGCUCUGUAUCGAACUGAAGAGGAGGAGGAAGCCAUUUACUUCUCUGCUGACAAACAAUGGGAAGUACAGGAAACAGGUUCAGAAUGUGACUCCUUAAACUCCUCCAUGGGAAGGAAGCAGUCUCCUCCAGCAAGCCUUGAGAUGUACCAGACACUUCCUCCUCAAAAAGUGUCCCCAGAAGAAUUCUCUCUGGAGGAAUCAUCCACAGGAGACUCCUCUUCUCUAACUGCAGACAUUUCCAGGGGUUCUCCUGACUGUGUUGGCAUGGUAGAAACUAAGAGCAUGAUCUUUAGUCCUGCAAGUAAAGUCUAUAAUGGAAUUCUGGAGAAGUCCUGCAGCAUGAACCAGCUUUCCUCUGGGCUGCCAGUCCCAAAACCUCGGCACACUUCGUGCUCCUCAGCCAGCAGCGACAGCAAACCCAGCCAGGAGGCUGCCACUGUGCCCCGGAUCAGCAGCAUCCCACAGGACCUCUACCAGAAUGGGGAGAAAAGCAAAAAGCCAUCCAAAAUCAAAAGCUUCUUUAAGAAGAAGUGUAAGUGAGGUGGGCAGAGGAGACCCAUAGCAAUGUCCUAAGAACUCUCUUUUUUAACUCUUGAGGAAUGUAAUUCCAUUGGAGCACUCCAGCCUGGAUGCCCUGCUGGAAUGCUCUGGAGGUCACCUAUAUUUAACUGACUGUACUGUCACAGGCCAUGCCAGCUGUCAAUGAGAAAUCAUUAAAAGUUCAGACAGUUUACAUUCACUUCUGCCUAUUUAUUUCUUCUUCUUUUCUUCCUUUCUUUUUUUUUUUCCUUUUCCUUUAUUUUCUUUCUUCUUUUUUUUUUUUUUUGGUUUGUUUAGUUUGUCUUUUUUAGAGGUUUGGGGUUUUUUUUUCUUUUUUCUUUUUUGUUUCAUUGGGUUUUUUUUUUUAGUGUAAUUUUAAACAAUUUUUAAGCCACUUUGGACUUCUAAGCUUUAAUGGACUAGUAAGCCUGCCUGGGCUUGCCAAAGUUUCUUGUUUACUGGAGCAUCUUCUUAUCUUUCCAUAGAGCUAGGACAUUUAUCUGCUGGACUCUGAGAGAAAUAAAAGCAGCAGAACUAAUUGAAUUGCACUACUGGUUUACAGACUGGAAAAGUCUCCCUACAAGUGAACCUGAAAGACUUUGUUGUUUGGCUGAGAAGAUGAAUCUUUUCACUUUUAGAUCUUUUGGGGUUUUUAAGUAGAACUUAGGAUUUCUAAUUGACUUGAUUUCUGGAAAUGGAAAUACCAUGCUUUUAUUAUGGGAAGCUUUGUUAGAUGCAUUUAUUAUUAGAAUGGUUCAAGUCCUGCUGUAAAGAUCAUGUUUUUCCCAGGACUUUCACUGUGAUUUUGCUUCACUGCAGGCUGUAUGAAGAAAAAAAAAGUUAAUUUACCAGAAAAGAGGCUCUUAAUUCCUUAUGCAAGUGAUGAUGGAUAUGAAACCUGACUGAGGACUGUAAAUACACCCCCUUCUGAAGUGAGGAGGGGGAAUAGUAGCUUUUGUUUACAGACUGACAGACAUGGACAUGGGGUUUGUGACAGUUUCUAAAGACAAUAAAUUGGCAACAUUAUUGUGCUUGGGAAUGUUCCAAUCCUAGCUGAUGCUUGUUUCAGACGUGUUCCAGAGGUCCUGUUGACUGAAAGCUGUUGUAGGCUACCUUGCUUCUGCUGACUGCUGUCUAUAAGCUGUUAUUAUAUUUUUUUGAUUAGCUAUCAAUGUCUUAAUGUCCUCCUUUUGUAAGAUUUCCUAUAUUUUUGUAUAGUUUGAAGAUCUGGCUGUUCAGACAGCUCUGAAGUAAAUGGUCUAAUUUUCUAAUGCACACUGUUAUACUAACUCCUGAUUUUAGACACCAAGAGAGAUCUAAAGGUGAGACUCCACGCUCGACAGAGAAAAGCAGCUUUACUGCUACUGUUACAGGAGGAGAUGAAGUCACCAUGAGGUCACAAGGAGGCCUUCCUAAGCCAAGGGUAGCUAGCUGCUCAAACCCAUCUUUUUAUUUCUGUUAAGCACUCGGAGACAAUGUUCUGCUUGAGCAACAGUGCCUUGUAUUCAUGUUGUUGGAAGACACUGAUACUGAUAAGGGGUUUCUUCUGAGGUCCGUUCCAGAAGAAUCCUUCCUGCUACAGUGGACACAAGCAGUUCACCCAGUCAUGAACAACCAGCUCCAGCUCUCCUAUUGGGGUGCUGUGUUGCCUCUAAUAGGUGCCAUUGCCAGGGACUCACUUCUUUUGGAUGUGUCCGUGCUGGACUGCACAAGAGGAUUCAUUCUCCGACUGCCUGGAUUGGUUUCUAGUCAGGAGCCUUCAAAACCUGUAGCUAAUUGAUGUCAAGUCACACAUGUCUUCUCUGUCACUUUCUGUUUAGGUUGCAGGUGUUCUGUCCUCAAGCUGGUGGUGAAGUUAACAGCAGCUUUUGCUGUGGCUAGUGAAGUGCUUAGGAGAGUUAGAAAAUGAGGUGACACAUGUACAAGUACCUUAACUGGUUAAUUCUUGGAGGCAACAGGAGGGAUCUAGAGUUGUACUGUCUAACAGAGUGACUGUGUGUCAUGUGUACAGGAGAGCAUAGGGGUGAAGUCUGCAGAACAAAUUGGUGGAAUCCUGUCCCACCAGUAGAAUUCCUGUUCUACCAUAGAAUUCUAUGAGUCUAUAAUCAUGGACUCAUAGAAUUGUUUGAGUUGGAAAAGCCAUCUAACAUUGUUGAGUCCAACCAUCAGAGUAACACCACCGUGGCAAAUAAACCAUGUCCCAAAGUGCCAUGUCCACACAUUUCUUGAACUUCUCCAGGGAUGAUGACUCCAUCACCUCUCUGGGCAGCCUGUUCCAAUGUGUGAUCACUCUUGCAGGAAGAAUUUUUAUGAAUGUCCAACCUAAACCUCCCUUGACACAGCCUGAGGCCACUUCCUCUUGUUCUGUCUCUGGAUACUAGGGAGAAGAGCCCGACUGCCACCUUGCUCCAGUCUCCUUUAAGGGAGAUGUAGAGAGCAAUGAGGCCUCCCUUCAGCCUUCUUGUUUCCAGGCUCAACAGUCCUAGGUCCCUCAGCUGCUCCUCAUCACACCUGUUCUCCCCUUCAGCAGCUUCAUCGCCCUUCUCCGGACAUGCUCCAGCUCCUCCAUGUCCUUCUUGGAGUUAGGGGCCCAAACCUGACUCCUGGGCCCAUGCCUCACCCGUGCCCACUGCAGGGGGCAAUCACUGCCUUUGUUCUGCUGAUCCAUGCCAGGAUGCUGGUGGCUGUUUUGGCUGCCUGGGCGCACACUGACUCAUCCUCAGCUGGCUAUUCAUCAGCAUAGUCAGAUCUUUCUCUUCUCCACAGUUUUCCAGAUGCUCUGUCCCAAGCCUGGAGCAUUUAUGGGGUUCUUGUGACCCAAGUACAGGAUCCUGGACUCAAUGAAAUGUCUUUAUCCCAUUAAGCCAACCUCUCCAGGUGCCUCUGCAGAGUCUUCUUACCCUCAAGCAGAUCAGCACUCCUGCCCAAUUUAGGGUCAUCUGCAAACUUACUAAAGGUGCCUCAAUCCCCUCAUCCAGAUCACUGAUAAAGGUGUUAAAGAGGACUGGCUCCAGCACUGAGUCCUGGGGAACACGACUUGUGACCAGCCACCCCCAGUUAACUCCAUUCCCCACCUCUCUUUGGGCUUGGCCACACCACCAGUUUGUUAAACAGGGGAGCCUCCACCCACCCAAUUCAUGAGUACUGAGUUUCUCCAGGAGGAUGCUCUGGGAGAUGAUGUCAAAGGCUUUUACUGAAGUCCAAGUAAACAACAUCCACAGCCUUUCCCUUGUCCACUAAGCAGGUCACCUGCCCUUUGUGAAGCCCUGAGAGGUGAUGAGAAGUUGAUUUUGUUCCACUAUUCUCUGCACCCAUCAGAUAGAAGAGCUACAGCUGCAGAAAAGUCAUCACAAGGUGACAAUGGUCUGUUUGAACGAAGGUUGUCCUCUCUGUACAGAGUAGGCAAAACCCAGCAGAAACACAAAGAUUUGUGCCAGGUAGCCACCUCAAGCCUCAGCCUUAGGAGCUCUAGGAACUGGAUGAAGUACUUCUGUACAAAGAAGGGAAAUGUGUAAAAGUGGGCAAUGUGGCUUCUCAAACAGAAUGGAGAACUUGAGCAUCAGAAAAAUGCUUAGAGCUGAUGUCUGCACCUGAGAAGGCUGCAGCAAUAAUUGACUUUAAGAUAUGGGGCUGGAGAGUAGAGCUUCAAGUGUGAGGUUUGCGGAACUCUGUCUCUACCAUUGCUGGAGAAGAUGCAGUGGAGAGUAAAUAUUGACACCUGGGAAAAUACUGUUUGGUCCUGAGGAGCAGGAGGCUAGCAGUUCUUCAUCCUGAUGACACAGCCAGGGAAGCCAAUGCAGACAGACUCAGACUUCUGUCAUGAGCAUGACUGAAAACUGGAGAAGAGGUGGUGGUGUUUUUUUUCAGUAACUGGGAGUUUAGGUGCACAGUAUUUUCAUAGAAUCAACCAGGUUGGAAGAGACCUUCAAGAUCAUGCGGUCCAACCUAUCACACAGCCCUAUCCAGUCAACUAGACCAUGACAUAAAUGUCUCAUCUGGGCUUUUCUUGAACACCUCCAGGGAUGGUGACCACCACCUCCCUGGGCAGCCCAUUCCAAUGCCAAUCACUCUCUCUGUGAAGAACUUCCUCCUAACAUUUAGCCUAUACCUCCCCUAGCACUACUUGAGACUGUAUCCCCUUGUUCUAUCUCUGUUUGCCUGGCUGGUCUCUUCAGUGACUGGGAGCUUAGGUCUAAAAUAUCUUUUAACAACACUCAAUUUAACUCUCUGCUGGAAAAAAAAGUUAUUAUAGCCUCGUACAUCCCAGUUAGGUGAUAUUGUCCCAGUGAUAGGUUCUGGAUGCAGAACAGCAAAUCUUGGGAGCACAAACUGCUCUCAACCCUCAGUCCUUCACCUGCUGCUCUGCAACUUGAUAGCUGCUGUGUAAUGAAUGGUAUAGAAGUGAAGGCUGAAGUUAAUGUGGUCAGAAGUGGUGAGUAUUGGAGCAGAAACUGUAAUUUAAAAUUGGUUUUUGUUAUGUUCAUAGACUCCUUGUCCGUCUUGACAGCUGAACUUGCCCACAGUCUAAGUGAGUUGCCUUGCUCCCACCAUGGCUGCUGUGGGAAUGCCUCUCCUCAAGCUGUCAGCGUGCUUUUGCUGAGGUGUGUUGGCAGCACUGACUCUUAGGUAGAUCCUCCCUGGCAGACAUCAGAUCUGGUCUUCCUGUUGAGUUGCCUGGCAUGUGUCAGCAUCUCCAAGCUGAGGUGGUGUGCUUUAAGGUCCUCUGCUUCUCCAUUUGCUUCACUGUGUAAUUCAAACUGGCUGCAGUCAGUGAGUCCAGCCACUGUUCCAGCCAUGAGAAUCUUUGUAAGGCAUUCCAGUCAUUCCAGAUCGUCCUGUCGUGUCGCCAGCCUGGAAUGGCUGAGGGCUUUCUAAGCUCUGCACUCAGAGUGUUUGGACUCACACCAUUAUUUUAUUUAUGCUACAAUCCAUGUGCUCUCUUAAUUUCUCCAGCAUUUUCCCAAAGAUACUUCUGUCAAUAAUUUGGUUAGAGAACUUGGUCAAGGCAGCAGCCCCUUUGGAGAAGCUUCUUCCUGGUUACCCUUUAAGUCUUUCACCUGUAAAGAGAGGAGAUGUCAGGUGUGUGGUUCUAUACGAAGAAGGGAAAAAAGCCCUGAACAAACCCAAACCUUUCCACAGUUCUGACUAAAGCUGUAGGACACAUUUCCUAACUGGGAAGACUACAGGAAAGUAAUUUCUGGUGGCCAUGGGAAGUGCUUUUGACCACCUUAUGGUGGACUUUAAGGUGAAAAGAGUUGAUUCUCAUCCCUUCUAGGGGCUGAAAUUAAGAUUGCUUGAAAGUUGAUUCUUUCCUUGCUUGAGGGUGGAAUUAAGAUUGUUCGGUGACAGUUUGGUGCAUGUGCCAGCUUUCUGUCCCCACUUCACUGGCACCAGGCAGCAGAUGGCUCUGUUUUGAUGGGCUGUUUGCAGGAGGAAGGAAGGUCCUUCAUCAGACAAGGCAGUGAUGUUGUAAGAACAGAGUAGCUUGUGCGGGGCUGUUGAAGGUGGUGAAGCCAAUGAUACUCCUCUCAUUUAUGGAUGCCAGUUUGAGUUAGGCAUUAACCUGAUGAGUGAUUUAGGCAUUAACCUCAUGACUGAUUGAAAUCCUAAUUAGAAAUGGAAGCUUUCCAGAUGUUUUUGCUCCUCAAUACACGGGAAGGCAGCAUGCACAGCAGGUAGAUGAACUCUCCUCGGUAUUUCUCACACUACCAGCUUCUAGCGCUUCAGAAUGGCUUCAUUCCAUUUCCAAGGCAUAUUGCUGGGCAGGAGCUGCUACCUUAAUUUUGUACUGUUUGCAAAGAAGCCUUUCUGGUUUAUUUAUUUCCAAGCAGGAGAAAAGGAUGUAAAUAAACUGAAUGCUUAACUUCAGAAAGAAAACGUUUUAUUAUUAUAAUUUUAGCCAAAUAGAGGAACUCUCUUCCACCUCUUGACAGUGGCAGAGUUUGCUAAGCAGGGUAAACACAGAUUUCUGCUGUGCUCUGCUCAGCUGCUCUGAGGUGAUGUUUCACCAUCUCCUGUCUGAAGCUGCUUGCUCUGGGUGGCUGUAGGCAUUGAGACCCUGGAUGCUGCCUCUGCACGAAGCAGUGGCUAAGCCUGCUGAGGCAGUUUGAUUCCAAGUGCUGGUAAAUUCUCUGCUGAUGACUCAAAUACAGAUGGUCUAACCAACAAGCAAACAAGACUUUGCCUGUCUGUCAGCAUGUAAAUAUUUGGGUAACCCUUCUCUAAGGUUGCUGGCAGUCCAGCAGUGGCAUGCCAUCUUCAGGAGACCUCUCCAGCCGUGGAGAGAUGGUGCUGGUCUGAUGCCCCACCUCAUCCCCUCAAUCUUGCCUUACACAAGCAGAACACACUGAUUCAUGCAUAUGGGAGUAACUUGACAUUGAAUUUUUUCCUCCCAGUUGCUCCUGCAUCUGGCAUUGCUCCAGCAGGGUGGCAGCACUCAGCAGUCCAGUUCAGUCUGUCAGAAAUCAAAUUAAUUGGUUUUGGGUUUUUUUUUCCUUCUACAAUUCCAGAUCUCAAGUUUACCAAAGUGUGUGUAUGUUCUGAAUGUUUAGUGCUUGACUGAAAUGGCAGUAGGAUGGCUGGGCUCUGCUCAGGUGUUCAGGAGAGCACAUCUGAGCAGGGCACACAAAAUAAAUGCCUCUUGCUUAUUGCAGAGGAUGAAGAGUUCAGAGAUGUUUUCAUCUACACCAACAGUAGAAGACCAGGGAAUGCUCAUGACUUCGUGCUGGAAAUGAGAGGUACAUUCAAUCUCAAAGCUUUCAGAACAGUAACUCUUCACCCAAGAAAAAAACCUUUCCUCUCUGGAUGUGCUCUGCAGGGCAUUGCCUUCUUGUUUCUCUUCCAUGUAUGACCCAGCACUAAGUUUGGAGCCCUGACACUAAUGUAGGUGACUGCCAGCGCUCAAAGCAGGCUCUGGUGAUGGUUUCAGCAGUGUGCCUUAGAGUCAGUUCUGAUUUAACACUGGAUAAAGAAAUCUGAACAAAAACCUCCUUUACAUUCAGCUGACUUCUUCCUCACUCUCUCUACUGUUAAAGAAGUGGUCAGGUUCUGGUAGGUGAUCCCUGGUGGUGGUUAGAUCACAGCAUUUUUGUUUUCAACCGAGUUGCUGACACAAGUUGCAGAUGGUUGCUUUUUUAAAAAGGCUAGAUGGGGAUUGGGUGCUGCUGCAGAAACACUGCUGGACCUCAGUGGGACGAGAGGCAGCACUGACUGGAGCAGCUGGUGUGUGAGUGGCAAAAAUCUUCUGAAAUCCUCCUUGGGUUUUAUUUGUAUCUUAAUGCUGCACAAUGAUUUUCAGAUGAGUUCAUUUCAAAUUGAGGUCAGUGUGCCCAGCCUUCAGCUGUCAUCCAUCGGUCCAUUCAUACUGCGGUUAGGUUACAACCUUGAGUACUUGUACUUGUUAGGGGCUCCUAGAAGCCUUUAGCUGAAAGGUAGAGGACUUCUGGAGUGAGCCAGGUGCCCUGUGUCCUUUAUCAGCUCCUCAAACCCAUCAUCUCCCAGUAGGACCCAGUCUCCCCAGGGGAAUGUGGCUGUGCUUGCUGCUUGGGCCUUUGUAGCUCUGCCUCUUGGCUGUCUUAACUAAUGCCUUGCAUGUGCACUGCUUGCUUGCUUUGCAACAGCUGCCAACAGCUGGAGGAGAUCUGGGGGCAAGGUGGCAAAAAAUUGCUGCUUGAUAAAAAGAAAUAAACUGAGGAAAACUGUGUCAGGCUGUGAACUGAGUAGAGUCAACAAGGGUCUCAGCUUUUUGUCUAAAAGCAUUGCUUAAAUAGUAAUUAAUGAGUUGGGUAGCAUCCGUACCUCACCGCUCACCUCUGAGCAGCAACAAUGAUUGUAAUGCUCCACACUUCAACAAGGCUGCUCUGGAGAUGUCUUGCCCUGUGUUGAUUGUUAAUUUCAACACCACCCAGCUGUAGUGAGGGGUCAGCAUAUUAAUGCAUGGCUGUAAAAGCAGAAUUGGAAUGAGUUGCUUUGUUUUGCAAUUACAGCUUUAUAGAAACGUGGGCAUUUGCAUAGAGCCUGUGACUGGACCUGGGUUUAUUUCAGUGACUGAUAGCAAGAGAGGACCAAGACAAAUCAGUCUGUGCACAAUUUAAAUCGUAUCCAAGAUGCUUUACUGUUCUGGGAAGAGAGGAUUCUUCUCUGUUUUUCCUCUGUUUGUUUUUUUGCUUCUGUUUGUUUCCAUGAGUUGGACUAAAAUGAGAAACCGAAGCCCCAGACUGGCUGUUCCUGUCUCUAAUACCCUCUGCACUUGCCCUCCCUGCUGCAUGCUGCUGGUGCUGUACAGAUGCAGUUGGAUCUCUUUGAUGUUGGACAGCAUGAUGCAUUUCAUUCACUUUUCUACUUUGCCUCCUGUUAGCUAGGUAUUGCCUUUACAACUGGGAAAAAAACCUAUUUUUUGGGGGAAUUGAGUCUGCAUAUAAAAAUUUUUAUUUCCUUUUCACUUUUUUUUUUCCUUUUCUCUCUCUUUUUUUUUUUUUUUGGUUCCUGUGAGUCUUAUGAGAAAUGUCCUACUUGGAGAGUCUCGGGCAGUAUUUCCCUGUGUUUAUUCAUGUUGCUUUAUUUUAUAAGUGGAUAUUGAUUUUGGAUGUGUUGUUACACUUAAUGUUGAAUAAAUCUGACUUCCAUUUUGAAAAGAAAAA